Molecule: messenger RNA, 963 nt
Organism: Candida albicans SC5314
Lineage: Eukaryota; Fungi; Ascomycota; Pichiomycetes; Serinales; Debaryomycetaceae
Product: RNA-binding ATPase activator
Exons: 1
Coding region: 1-963 (320 amino acids)
Biological process (GO): endonucleolytic cleavage to generate mature 5'-end of SSU-rRNA from (SSU-rRNA, 5.8S rRNA, LSU-rRNA); small-subunit processome assembly; endonucleolytic cleavage in 5'-ETS of tricistronic rRNA transcript (SSU-rRNA, 5.8S rRNA, LSU-rRNA)
Cellular component (GO): nucleolus
Molecular function (GO): RNA binding
Source: RefSeq, a predicted model, not a curated record
AUGAGUGCAACAUCAGAUAGGGAAAGUGAUUUUGAAUCUGAGGAUGAAAACAACUUUCAGGACAAAGUCUUCAACGUAAAGUCGAAAACCAGUUCUUUUUUUCACGCAAAUACGUCUGAUAACGAAGAUUUUCUGGAAGACGAAGAGGAUAAAGAUGAACAAGAUGAAGGUGAUACAAAGACAAAACCAAAAGAUGGAAAGCAUAAUUUUGAAGAUAUAGCAUAUGAUGAAGAGAGUGAGGAAAACAUUGGUGACGAUGAAGAUGGAAAUGCAGACCUCAGUCUAGAUGGUGGAAGCAAAGUCAAUAAAAAGUUGAAGAAGUUGACUAGUAAAGAGUUGGCAAAAGAGCAGAAAAGAAUAAAGCGUACUGGGGUUUGCUAUUUAUCUAGGGUUCCACCGUAUAUGAAGCCAGCAAAGUUGCGUUCCGUUUUGUCGAGAUUUGGCGAAAUUGACAGAUUGUUUUUGAAGCCCGAAGAUCCAUCAGUUUAUCACAAGAGAGUGAAGUAUGGUGGGAACAAGAAGAAGAAUUUUACAGAAGGUUGGAUCGAGUUUGUAAAUAAGUCGGAUGCCAAGCUUUGUGCUGCGACGUUGAAUGGAAACAAGUUAGGUGGUAAAAAGACAUCAUACUACUACGAUGACAUAAUUAACAUAAAAUAUUUGCCAGGUUUCAAAUGGCUAGAUUUGACCCAACAAAUAGCCAAAGAAAAUGAAGUAAGACAAGCAAAACUUGCGAUGGAGAUAUCUCAACAACAGAAACUCAACAAAUCGUUUGUCAGUAACGUGGAAAAAUCAAAAAUGAUAGCUAAUAUCCAGAAGAAAAGAAAGACUACAGAUGAUGACAAUAUUAGAAGGGAUUUUAAACAAAGAAAAGUUACAACGACCAGAAGUGACGCUAAGGAUGAUUUAAAAUCAAAGUCCAAACCAACGGACAAAUUAAAUGAUAUUUUAUCAAAAGUAUUUUAA